Didymodactylos carnosus is the source of this 406-nucleotide messenger RNA. The record is from the annotation of a GenBank genome assembly. Lineage: Eukaryota; Metazoa; Rotifera; Eurotatoria; Philodinida; Philodinidae.
AUGACUUCCAAUGAUUCCAAUGCAGUAUUGGAUUUCCUCGGAGUCCAAGAACUAGUAUUUGGUGACUUAGCAUAUGGUCAGUAUGAAUGUUUUCUAAAUGAGUAUCCAGAUCUUCAAUUUCAUCAUUUGGAAUCCUUGACUAUUUCAUGUAUUGAUCAAGAUAAUAUUCAUCAACAUUUAAAACAACGAUGUGGUCUGACGUUAAAACAAUUAUGUAUCAAUUUAUUAGAACCAAAUUUAAAUGUAAUAAAAUGUUAUGAAACACAAGAAUUUUAUGGACAAUCAGUACCACAGCUGGAACAGUUAACUAUACAAGGUGUUGUGCCGUAUGUAUUUGAUCGUAGUUUAUUAUGUGAACAUUUUUCAUUACAUUCAAUAUCAUUACAUUUAAAACGUGAUUCAGAUU